ACAGUUUGUUAACUGUGUGUGUGUGAAAGUGGACGAACUUUUUUUUUUCUUGACUAAACCAUUGUUCUCUGCAGUUGUUGAAAAAAAGGUCUAUCUUAAAUUAAAAAUGGUAUUGGAACUAUAUUUAGAUCUGUAUUCCCAGCCAUGCAGGUCUGUUUACAUCUUUGCCAAGAAAAACAACAUCCCUUUUGAGUUUAAGCAGCUGUCGCUUUCUGAAGGUCAGCACUUUAGUGAAGAAUUCGGGAAGAUUAAUCCUCUGAGGAAAGUUCCAGCCAUGAAAGAUGGCGACUACCAGCUGGCUGAAAGCAUUGCAAUCCUGUUGUAUAUGUGUCGGAAGUUCAAGACCCCAGACCACUGGUACCCUUCAGACCUGCAGAAACAAGCCAAGGUGGAUGAGUAUCUCUCCUGGCAGCACGCAGCAAUCAGAGCCCCUGCCUCAAAGAUCUUCUGGUUCAAGCUGAUGAUGCCCGUUAUAACUGGCAAUACCACCCCGCAAGCUAAGAUGGAUUCCACAUUGGAGGAACUGAACACAUCGCUGCAGCUGUUUGAGGAGAACUUUCUGCAGGACAAGAACUUUAUCGUGGGCCAGGAAAUCUCCCUGGCAGACAUUGUCGCCAUAGUAGAGCUAAUGCAGCCUCUUGGCUCCGGUCUGGAUAUCUUCGAAGGCAGGCCGAAGCUGACUGCGUGGCGGGAGCGGGUGAAAGCCAACAUCGGAAAGGAGCUCUUUGACGAAGUUCAUGAGCUCAUAUUGAACGCCGGGGAUCUGCCCAAGAAAAUGGAGCAGUCGGUUAUGCUGCCGCAUCUCAAAACCAGGCUCCAAAAAAUGUUAAAUUAAAACCGGACCCUGUUCUGUGUGCACCGUAUAUGCGCCAGGUUCGGUUUUUAUUGUGUAACCAGGAUGAGUUGUAUUAUUUUUUUGGAUAAAUAUAGAUACACAAAUACCCAUAUACAAGAAGUUGACGGCAUACCAAAGUUGUUUUUUGUACUCUCUCUGUGUGUGUGUAUACUACUACUGUAUGCAGUGUUCUCCCAGUAACUAGUGUUAAUAGUGUGUAUGUGUAUAUAUAUAUAUAUAUAUAUAUAUAUAUUAACAUGUUGUACAUUGUCGCAUAUUGACUAGAGUGCAGUGCAGCAGGGUUCCAGCGGGAUAUUUUCACACAUUUGUAACCUGGAAAACUCAUGUUUCACAAUAAAACUUUAUAGAAACAAAA
Molecule: messenger RNA, 1211 nt
Organism: Acipenser ruthenus (sterlet)
Lineage: Eukaryota; Metazoa; Chordata; Actinopteri; Acipenseriformes; Acipenseridae
Product: glutathione S-transferase theta-3-like
Exons: 5
Coding region: 107-835 (242 amino acids)
Biological process (GO): glutathione metabolic process
Cellular component (GO): cytoplasm
Molecular function (GO): glutathione transferase activity
Source: RefSeq, a predicted model, not a curated record